Messenger RNA from Porites lobata, 24964 nucleotides. Lineage: Eukaryota; Metazoa; Cnidaria; Anthozoa; Scleractinia; Poritidae. The record is from the annotation of a GenBank genome assembly.
GGAGAAGAGUUCAUCUCAGAAAAACAACGGAAACGAGAGAAAAUUCAGAAGCUUUCCCCUUCAGAUCAGCAGUCUUGUCUCUAUAAAGGUAAGAGUUAUUUAUAAAUUAAUGAUUGUGUUCCUUUUACACGACUUUUAAGCGAAUUGUUCCUUUGAAAUAUGUGCAGUCGCUGUUGGGUCCUGAUGGAAUUUGUUCAGGCGGAAGUUCGAAGUUCGGCAUAAUUUUUAGGCUCAUCCUCGCUGUAAGAACCUGUUAAACUCACCGGUGACGUACAACAAAGAAAACAAAGAAGUCAACACAAUAAAACCUUGAAAAACAAAAGGUACAAAACAAAGAAAAAGUUCACACGUUCUUACAACGAGGUAAACCCAGUUUUUAUGACCAAGGGUUAGUAAUACUGCUGCAAAUAUAGACAUAUCUCAUCAUAAGUUAACUAGUAUGCGGUUUGUUUUUGAGAUUUUGGAUCAUAAAACAAUGCUGGUCUGACUAGCACGCUUCUCUGCAGGAAUCUUGCAAAAUUAAUUCCACUUUCAUUGGUUCAAGUCUGAUAUGAACUGGAUUUCUGUUCAAUUUCAUCAAAUUUUAAUGCGUAGAUUGCAAGAUAAUGUUGUAUAUGAAACAGGUCAAAAUAGAAUUUAGGUUAAAUUUUUUUUAACUCGCAGGUUAAUUUUCAAUUUCCUUUGUUUAUUUUCCAAGCCCUAAUUAUUCAUGAAUUAGGGCUUGGAGACAAAGGAAAUUGAGGAUCAACCAAGGAUAAAAAAUUCUAACCUAAAUGUAAUACAUUGCUCAUGAAUUAGGCAACAAAACAAGCUUUCUCAAAUUGUUUACUAAAUGUAUACAUGCUGAAAGCAAUAAUUUAAUGUGCAGUGCUGAGGUCACGUCAUAUGUCAAAAGGCAGUAAAAACAUAAAUUUCUUUUCAGUUUGUCCUGAUUCACCAUCUUUCUUUAAAUGUUUAUUGGCUGCAUUAUUGUACUACCCUGUAAAAGACAUCAAAAGUCAACAUUAGUUCAUAAAUCUGAUUUGUUUUGGUUUGCAUACCAGAAUUACUACCGAAACAGGUAGACUGUUUUUUCGCAGACGUAUGUAACAGUUGCCAUUAGCGACAAAGGUGAUCGUUUUUAGUCACUUGUCUAAAGAGAUGUUAUCUCCAAAGGCAAACGCACGUGAUAACAAUUUCCUUCACAUGGGACACUAAACUUGAGUUAGCCAUAUUGGUUUUUUGGUUAAUCUUGAAUCUAGAAACUUCUUAAAGGUGUAUCAUCACUGUGUGAAAUAACCUCCUAGGACUGGAACUGUGCUGUGAGACAUGUGUCCAGUGCUCUGACUGAAAUUCAAGUUUUCUCCUCUCCCAGCCAUGCGUGACACUCUCAAGUUAGUGAAAAAGCAGAGUGAUGUGUAAAAAUUUAAUGGAUUACUAAAGAAACAAUUCCGAAAUUUCAUAGUGGUAAAAUUCCUUCUUCUUGCUUAUCCUUUCGCUCUUUUCUCCAAAAUGACUAUGAAGAAAUUUUUCUUAAACCGACCAAUCCAGAUGAAUUGCAGGACAUCUGCGACAAUUUCAAGGAAGAUAAAGCUCCUGGGUAUGAUAAUAUCACUAUGCGGUCAUCAAAAAGUCUGUUGUGUCAAUCAUAAUAAUAUUAUUGAUCUUUUGUUAGCAAAAGGUAUUUUUCCUGAUAAACUUAAAGUGGCAAAGCUCAUUCCUGUCUAAUUACAAUACUGGGGAGCCUGAUAUCGAUCUUUAAUUAUAGACCUAUUUUACUAUUACCAGUUUUUUCCAAAUAUUUCUGAAAGGUUUAAUGGAUGAGUAUCUUCCCAAGUAGAACGUCACGGGAUAUUGUAAAUUCCAGUUUGGAUUUAGUGAUAAGCAUUCAACAUCAUUGUCAUUGAUUUACCUUUGAUGUUAGUGCCAAUUAAGGUAGUGCCAGUGUUUUCCCUAGAUCUGUCAAAAGUGUUGGAUACUUUGGAUCAUGAUAUUCUAUUUUCUAAGUUGGAAUAUUAUGGCUUUCAAGGCUUAGCCCUUUAAAUUAAUAGAUUAGGAGCUACUUUUCAAAACGUGAGCAGUUUAUCCAGGUUAAAGAAAUGUGCUCCUAGACUCAACAAAUUAAAUGUGGUGUUCCACAAGGUUCAGAACGGAAGCAGAUGACACUAGUAUUUAUGUUUUGAAUUCAGAUGUAAACCAGGUAUAGAUAGUUAUGAAUUAUAGAGCUUGAUAGUAUGCUCAUGGAUGAAGGCAAAUAAAUUAUCAGUCAAUGUUAAGAAGAACAAUAACACACAUAAAUUUUAUCUGUGGCAAAUUAGCAAAAUCUGUCAGAAUAAUUCAAAGGUCAUGCUAAUCUUUUGUCUAACCAGCACUAAAUUCAGGGCUGUCAACCACCCUGUGACAUCUUGAAAGGGAUGAUAGAUUACGUCUUAAUGCAUCGCACAUGACGUCAUUUGUUAAAAAAAAAAUGCGCAAAAAAGAUGUUGUUGGAAUUGUAACAUUUGACCCACCAAUCACAUUAUUGCUUAUAUUACAAUGGCAUACCAGAGUUUGUGAGGAAACGGUUCGAUGUUAACAGUACGAUAGCUCUGAAACAACCCAAAAUAUCUGAAAUUUCAUUGUCAGAAAGUUUAAUCUACUAGAAAUGGCAAACUUGGCGAUUAAUAAUUAAUCGCCAAGUUUGCCAUUUAUCCGGGAGAUUUCAGACUCCAAUCUGGAGACUCAGAGAAAUGGUUCAAAAUCUGGACUCUCCCAGAUUAUCCGUGAGAGUAGACAGCCCUGUAAAUUAUCCCUUUAUUAUACCCGUAUAUAUCCUUACCUAAGCUAUUGUAAUAUUGUCUGGUCAUCCACAUACAAUACCCACUUGAACAGAAUUUUUAUGUUACAAAAAAGUGCUAUCCAUUCUUUAUCUAAUCAAAAUAUCAUGCUCACACUGCUCCAUUACAACCCUCCAAGUUGCGACCAUUUUAGUUGCCAUGGCGCCUAAAAUUUUGGAACUGGCGACUUGAUUUGGAGAAUAGUCGCCAAGCUGGCGACCGUGAGGAAUAGGUUUGUGUUGUGGCGUAUAGAAACAGAAAUGGUAAUCACUUCUACUGAAAUAUGAAGAACAUUUAUUCUAGCUGAUUUGAAUUCCAUUACUUUUUUACUUUUCCGUUGAAAAACAUGCUAAAUUGAAAACUUAAAAAAGUCUUGGAGCUAAGCGUUUUGAAAAUGAACAUCAAUGAAACUUGACUUGCAUUUGUUCGCCUAAUAGCCUUCAGUCUGUUGCCUUGCACGUGACAUUUUAACUUUUGACACGUGACAAAUGGCACACAAUCGAAGCGCCUUGCUUGUCGACAGUGACGAUUUCUUCUAUCUUAGGAAUGCUUGUCUAGCCAAGUUCGGUGGUUUUUUAACUGGACUACAUAUUAUAAAUAUUUUUGAAUCAAUACUGAAAAAAUCUAAUAACAUGAAGAGGGAAAGCUAAAUUGGUGCAAAUUCAACACAGAACAUUAUGUGAUAACCGUAACGUGUGAACCGUGCUUAUGAAGUUGAAUCGCGGUUUUGUAAAACAAAAGCGAUAAUUGUAAGCGAAACUAAACAUCGCAAAAAACUGACAGCUUAUGGUUGUUGCAAAAAAUGUUUUUUAAACACCUGUAGCGAUGAUAAAGGAAAGAGAAAAUUUAUUAUUUCGUGUUUACAUUUUGUUUGGGUUCCUUUCAAUUGAUUGGGAAAAAAAAUUUUUCCCAGUACAACUCGUUGCAAAAUUUUCACGUGUGCGGUGUUAUCUCUGUAAAGCAAUGAUUUGAUUUAGAAAACUUGUCAAUCUUCCUAUACUCUCCUGCCUUUGUCAGGCUUUCACAAUAUCUAGCGAUAUUAAAAACGACCUUUUAAAUCUCCAAAAAUAUUUGUUAGUUGGGGAAACAAUUAGUUCAUCAUCAACAAAAGUCGCAAAAGAAAUGCAAAACAAAUAUCAGAAAAAAAAUAGGUCGCCUAUCAAGUUGCGACUGGGAAAUUUUGAAAACAUUAACAGAGGAUGAGUUAAGUUCUGCUCUCAUAUACCAACUGGGGAUUAUGUAGAAGGAAUUAAUGAAGGCCCUAAAGACAAAUGGAAAUGGUAAUUGUCUUUACAAUUCCGUUUCAGUAUUGAUUCAAGGAGAUGAAUCUGCAACACUUAUUCUCAGACUAUCAGUAACUAUAAAUGCCUUGCACAAACGAGUAAUUUAUAUGACAGUGCUGCAUUUUAAGUUAAACUUGCUAAAUGCUUUUGUUAAUGACUAUUUUGAUAUAUUAAGUCAUUAAUAUAAUUUGGCACCUAAAAAUUUCCCCUGGCAGAGCUGAUCGCCAAAUGGCCACUGAACAAAAAUUUUAACUUUGAGGGUUGUGAAGAUGACUACCGCACAGGUUGUCGAAACGUUGGUCACUGUCAACAACAUCAGUCCUAUGCAGGACUACGUUCACCCAGAUAAUCAAACUCAACCCACUUUUGAAAUGACUCCUAUAGGUUCAAACCCUUUCACAAAUCUUAAACAGUUUUCUGUUUUAUACUUGGGUCCAAAAAUUUGGAAUUCCCUUCAAUUAUCUGUACGUAUCUAUCUCAAGCUCUACCACAAAUUUCUAAUUUUAAAUUAUUUAUAGCUUCUUGAGGACUUUAUUUCAGUCAAUGACCAAAUCAUGGGCGGAUGAUCCUCUUUAAGUACAAGCAGCUUUGGCUUUUUGAGAUUUUCUCACCACUCACUCUUUUGACCUAAUUUUUUUUAUUAUCUUUUUUAUGAAAGUGUUCUUUUUCAAGUCAAACUGUAUUGUUAUUCAAGAUCAAGAUAUGUAUUGUAUUUAUGGUACUCUUAAUUUUAUCUCAAAUUGAAUGUAAUGCUGUAAGAAGUGGUGGUGUAAAUAAAUAAACUAAAUAUGAGUUUGAAACCGAGAGCAAAGUACGUGAAAGAGAUGUUCAUUUGUUUAUUCAUUUGUUUGUUUGUCUUAUUAUUUUUUACACUAUAAGGAGUUCCUUAAAUGUAUUCCUUGAGGACUAUAGCAGACACUAAGCUAAAAUAUUUGUGCAUAAUCUGUUGUGAAAUUGACUUAAGGAAUAUAUAGAAAUCGUUUUCCAUGUUUGCAUUGUCCUGCUAGCAGAUCGGUCUCUCACUUUGUCUCGUCAUGAGAGAUGUCUGCUGAAACAGGGAAUAUUAUUGCAUUAUAUAAACACAAGAGGGUUGAGAGAAUUUGAGACAGUUAUGUAAACCCCACGAGUGUUAAUUUAUAUCACUUGCUAUGCAAAUACAGGAAAAAAAAUUGCUAUUGCUUUUAUAAAUAACCUUCAUGAGAAAAAACGCAAAACGUACUCUUUGUUAUGGCACUGACUAAAAGAGAAAUUCUUUCCAGUCAGCAGUCACGAAGUCUUGUACACAAAGUCCUUGAGUAGCUAUUUUGGGUUGAAAUUGGUGAAAAAUGGAUUGAAAUGAAGGAAGCAUGGAUGUAAAAUCUUGAAAUUUUCUCAUCUGCACUUUCCUUGUGCUUAACUAAGUUGCAAAAAACUUGCAAAUAAUGAUGUAUACAGUUUUUUCAAGAAAGGUUGUCGCCAUAAAUGUGCAUGCAACAAUCUGAAAGGUAAUAUGGGAUAUGAUCAACACACUGUUCCUAACGACUGUAGCUGUCAAACAUACUUUUGUUGCUUUCCUUUAGCACUCGCAAACAUAUAUCCAUGGCCUCCCGUGCCAUUCUUUCAAAUUUCUUUGAAGAACGUGCACUCAAAACCACCCACAAUACCUUUCGGGAUUGUCGCAUGCACUUUUUCCGACAACCUUUAUCGAAAUAGCUGUUUAUAUUACAGUCAAACCAGGUCAAGCGUACCCCCCAAGAAUUCAUUAAUGAAUUUAUUAUUCAAAAGUUGAAUCCGUUGCUAGUUGUAGAUUUCAGAUUGAUCUCUGCAUUCUUGCAUGUGUAAUGAGCCGUGAAUUCACACGCGAGGCAGUUAUGAAAUUUCUACCAGUUCCAUUUUCCUAAAAUUGAUGUAAAUGUCUUCUAAGAAGUUAACAAUGCAUUCAAAGAUUUCCAAUCUGACCAAAUACAGAGAAGUUCUCAUAAAAUAUUCACUGCUCAUUAUCCAUGCAGAAAUGGCGCUUUGAAUUUGACACCAGUUUGAGAGAUCAACAACAUCUUAAUACAUACCCAGCAAUUUACAGAUUUUUCACAAAAUAGAAAUUAAUAUAAUAAAUAGAGUACAGGCUUCCCAUAAUAACAGAGAGGACUAAAAGGAUAGGGCAGCCAUUAUAACGUAGGUGAUUACAUUAAUAUUCUCACUGGGGGCCAUCAUACACAAACACUCCCUGUGCCCAUGGGACCUGUGCAUUUAAAUUCCGGCGCAUCUGUGGAUCCACGGGGGAACUCAUUGUACAUAUAUUUGUGAGUUUAGUAUAAAUUGGCCUGUUUCAUGCUGUUUAUUCCUCUCUUCGUUAAAACGGACACCUGCAGAACCCUAGUCUGUCACCCCACCCACCUCUCCGCAGCAAUGGCACACUCUGGCGCCUUAGCUCAUGCUCCUUGCCGCCUCCCGGCUCGCCUCUUACCAUAACUAAUCCUAACCUUGUGCCGGUUGAGAGUGGGGGCUCCCAGGCGAGUGAGAAUUUAUUACGAUUAUUGAUCAAGACAGGUAACACGUUUGCAUAUACAGCUGUACACCUGCACAAAACACAAAAUAAAAAUUGAAAGGAAAGACAGCAAAAGGAAUAAAACAAAAGAAUUAAAGCUUAAAAUGCGUUCCAGUUAGUAGUUACCAACAGAAAGCCACAUAAAUUAUGUUGUUCAUAAAAUCUGCAAAAUUAAGAAUAUUUUUCUUUAAAAGCAUUGCCGUUAGCUUUGUCUUAAAAGCUUUUUAGAGGGAGGACUGGAAUCCAGCAUACACUUAGUCUUAAUCUAAAAUAUUUGUGCAUUUCUGCUGUUAUCAGUUAAAUUGACUUGGUAAAGGUAUUUUCAAACGCUUACUCUGUUCUAUUGGGAUAAUCAAUGAUUUUCGUAAACCCAGUUCUCUGGAAAGAUUUCAGAAGUUCACAUCAAUUUAGUACUUAUUGUGUGAGGUUGAUUGUUUGCAUUAAUUGUCGCCUUGUUUCCCAUGACAACAUGCUUGGGGUACUUUUGCACAUUUUUUAUGAGCUGAUCAACAUGACAAAAUGAAGGUUAGCUUACCCUGGAAAUGUAGCUUGAGUAAUCAGUGUAAUACAGUAAGAUGUUAUGCAAGAGUGUUUUGAAAACUUACAACAAUAGCACCAGGUUUCUUCUCUUUCCUUUUUUUUUACUGUAAAAUUCACCAACACGAUUUUUAAAACAAUAACUGAUAAUAAUGUUUAGUUUACUAACUACACGUUUUUUUUUUAUCAUUUUAGUUAUGUAAUAAAAAGGACAAGUCUGCUCUAAUAGUCUUAAACAUGAAGGAUUAUUCCAGUACUAAAUUGAAAGCUAAAUACCUAAAAUACUUUUUUGGAGUAGCAAUUUUGGAUCUGGCUGGACAGGGACUAUCCAGGGUACCUGAUGCAGUCAUUGAACUGAGUGAACUGCAGGAACUUAGACUUGAGAAAAAUAAACUGACUAAGUUACCAACAAGUAUUAACCAGCUGAACAGGCUUAGAUGGCUGUACUUGGAUGGAAACAAUCUUACUGAAUUACCUGCUGAGAUUGGUGACCUAAAGGGGCUAUGGCUGCUGAGUGUGAGUAACAACCAGUUGGUUGGUUUACCUACCAGUAUUCAAAAGCUGAACAGGCUUGAAAUGCUGCACUUGGAUGGAAACAGUCUUACUGAAUUACCUGCUGAGAUUGGUGGCCUAAAGGGGCUGAGGUGGCUUUGUGUGAGAAACAACCAGUUGGUUGGUUUACCUACCAGUAUUCAAAAGCUGAACAGGCUUCAAUUGCUGAACUUGGAUGGAAACAAUCUUACUGAAUUACCUGCUGAGAUUGGUGACCUAAAGGAACUGAGGGAGCUGAAUGUGAGUAACAACCAGUUGGUUGGUUUACCUACCAGUAUUCAAAAGCUGAACAGGCUUAAAAAGCUGUAUUUGGAUGGAAACAAUCUUACUGAAUUACCUGCUGGGAUUGGUGACCUAAAGGAGCUGAUGGUGCUGAAAGUGAGUAACAACCAGUUGGUUGGUUUACCUACCAGUAUUCAAAAGCUGAACAGGCUUGAAUUGCUAUACUUGGAUGGAAACAAUCUUACUGAAUUACCUGCUGGGAUUGGUGACCUAAAGGAGCUGAGGAAGCUGUAUGUGAGUAACAACCAGUUGGUUGGUUUACCUACCAGUAUUCAAAAGCUGAACAGGCUUGAAAUGCUGAACUUGGAUGGAAACAAUCUUACUGAAUUACCUGCUGAGAUUGGUGACCUAAAGGAGCUGAUGAUCUUAAGUGUGACUAACAACCAGUUGGUUGGUUUACCUACCAGUAUUCAAAAGCUGAACAGGCUUCAAUUGCUGAACUUGGAUGGAAACAAUCUUACUGAAUUACCUACUGGGAUUGGUGACCUAAAGAAGCUGUGGCAGCUGUGUGUGAGUGGUAACCCUUUAACUGUUGAUGCUAUAAAGUUUGCUCUAAAGUUUGCUCUAAAGUUGGAGAAAAGAGGACUGUACACUGAUAUUGCAGGUGAGGACAAAUAAAGGCUAAGUUAAAUUGAACCCUUAUUACAGUAAUAACAAAUGAACUGCUAAAAAUCUUCGUGACAAACAUAAAUCGAGAUUGUAACAUCUAAAUAACGACAGGAGACCCAAGGAACCACAGGAGACCCAACGUGGGGUGUGUGCUGCUCGACUUAGUGCUCGCAGCAAUUGUAGCGAUCACAGACAGUACACGCGUUGUCCAAUUUAGUUAGAUGUAGUAUGGAGUUUCAACUCAAACAAGUAUUUUCCCUAAGGAAAAAGACCACAGAAUCUUUUUUUGUUUUUUGAAAACUUUACUUUGACCACAAGAAGUGAUAUUUUAUUUUAUUCACGCGGCAUUUUGACUGACUGCUGUGAUCUAAGACCGAAAACAAGGAAUAUCAGUAAGUUCGCACCCUAGUGAAUUAGGCCCAUACAAGUUCGCCCCCUACUUUCUGAGUUCACCACGCAUUGGUAUACUCCAAAUUCGAGUUAAAUCACCCACUUACAGCAGACAUUUAUUUCAAUCAUACCGGUGAAUUGGAUUGGAUUAUUGGAGAGAAGGUAAUGGUAGGUCGGUGGCAAUUGGUGUCUCGAACUCUAAGACCUAAGAGACCUUGAAAAAAACCUGUAUGAAAACAGAAUCUCCUUACAAGUUGCUUAAUCAAAGAGUAAAGUAAAAUACCGGUAGAGUCAAACUCACUGGCUUGAAAAAACAUGUUAAGUGGCACGGGACAAGGAACAAUUAUUGAGUCGCCGUCAUGACAUGAAUGAAAAUUCAAUGAAACAUUUACAACUGCAAGUUGCUGCCAAGUUGAGAUUGAUUUGUUGAAAGCUAACGAAUAUAUAGCUUCGCAAAGUCGCUAAAUUUUACAGACGUAAAACACUUUGUCUCACUAACUGUUCGUUUCCUUUAAUUUCCUUCAAUUUUGAAACUUCGAUCUUGAAUAAAGUAGUUUUCCAGGUCUGAUAGUUCUGUGAUUUUCAUGAAAAGGCCCUUUGAGAGAAUUCACCUUUCACCGUAACGAAGAAACAAUCAACUUAAUUCCUGCUGACAAAAAUAAACGUACGCCUGCAAUCAAUUGAAAGCUAGUAACUUUCAUACGUACACUAUUCUCUAAUUAUAUUUAUUUCUACAAUUUUUGCAUAUACGUACCUUUUUUGUAAUUAAUUUUAAAGUGCCUAUGUAAUUAAAGUAAUUUGUUUUAUUUUUAAUAUUUUAUAAGUUAUUUGUUUUUAUCGUGCAUUUGAUUAUAUGUAAUCUACAUAGAAACAUUGAUGUACACUAAAAUAUUGACUUUCAGAUAGGUUGCAGGUACCCACAUUAGCUACAAAAGGGUGACAUUUCACAUUGGCGCCGGUGAUGUAGAUCGUCGGACGGUACGACUGGUAGACGUACCAUCACGUGACUACCAAAAUUUCUCCGUUAUAAUUCUCUGCAUGUAGCAGCUCUCCUAACCCUAAAUGCUAAUUGGUUCGGUACCCUAACUGUGAAAUAAUGGGAAUUAAUGAUAAACAAUGAUGUGGUUUUGUUUUCUGCGACCAAUGAGGAAACACCUCACGAACAACUCCUACAUUUACUCACUGUUAAUAGUUUUAAUAUUGAAAAUCAGACAAUUAAGAAGAAAAAAGCAAGCACUAAAAAUCUUGAGACAAAAGUAUUUGUUCUCAUUGAAAACUAAAACAUUCAGACCAAAAGAUAACUGGCAGUUAAUAAUAAAUUUUUUUGAAAACCUUCUAUGGUAAGAUUUCUGUAAUUAAGUUCUUGAUUGUUAGCAUUAAUCUGAGUAGCAGCUGCUAGUAGUCGGUAAACACUGAAUCAUUUUAACAACAUUACUGUGGGUAAAAAGACCAUCAAGACUAAACUAGUACAUUGCAGUGCGGACAAUCAAACUGGACAGUUGGUAGAAUAUUGUCCAAUCACAACUUUUUCUCAAAAUAAAAUAUUCUCAAGUGUUUUUGUAGACAGACUAAUAAAACUCAAGUAUUCAACUAUGCAACCGUUGAAAUUUUUAAAACCGUUUAAACUUACCUGACCUAUCAGGAAACAGCCCUCAAAUUGAUGGAUGUUGUUGCACGGCCCGUGUGCAAAAAAAAAAAAAACCUUGAGAAUCUUGUUUCAGAAAACGUUAUGAUUGUACAAUCUUCUUCCUAGUGUCCCGGUUUGAGUGUCCGCUCUGUAAGUUUGAACAAAGCAUGCAGAUUUGCAGUUGUAUUUGCUCAUAAAGGGAUAAGUGAGUUGUGAAACUGUGCCUCCAUGAUCUGCAGGUUACUGGUUGGUUCUAAUAAACAAAGACUGACGUGACAAAUAAAACAACACAUUUACGAGGGUCAUGUCUGACACAUGAUUUUAAAAUUUUUUAUUCUUUGUAGCUCCCAAGGAAAUAGAAGCACGAGGAGAAAGAGCGCAGCUUGUUUAUCAACGUGCUCUUAGAGAUGGUGCUGUUAGUGUUCAGCGUUCUCGGAUAUUGCUGAUUGGUCAGGAUAGGGCAGGAAAAACAAGCUUGAAAAAAUCUCUUAUUGGUCUGCCAUUUAAUCGUAACGAAAAUAGUACUGAAGGAAUUGAAGUGGAUCCGUCAAUCUUUCAAGUGCAUGCCGACGAAGUUAAGAACUGGCAACGUAUUGAUAAGAGUGAACGAGGGUUGUUGGGUUGUUCUAACGAGGUGGCACAGAUGGUGGUGGAAAAGCUUUGGUUUGGGGAGGAGAAAGAAGAUGCCGAAAUACACAACAAAGACCAGCUUAAAAAUGAAAAUUACAAGACUGGGACAAAGGCGGAUGAUGCUGAUGGUGAAAGGAGAGACGAUUCAUUUGUGAACCAGGUUUGUUUCCAGUUAAAUCUUGGCUUUUGUAUCGUACUUUAAUCAAGUAUUGCUUAUGGCAGAAAUUAAGGUGGCCCACCUACCCUCACGAAACUUGGUUUAAAAUAGCACCACUCAAUUACGUUAAGCCGUGGUCGGGCGGGGUUCGAAACUGGAUGGGUAACAUCAUAUUGGCCGAAGUGGGAAGGUGGUAAGUUAAACGCUGAUAAUUGCAAAUAAAACUCCGACGUUUCGGCAAUCCUGCCUUCAUCAGGGAAGGCUGAUUUUCCCUGAUGAAGGCAGCAUUGCCGAAACGUCUAGAGAUCCUUAUCGCUCAAUUCCCAACAUUAGGGUUAUUGUGUUAUGCCUUCGUUAGUCUAUCCAUACUUUGAACUUGACAUUGAACAAGAUGAAAUACGCAAAGCCUUGUUUAUUAUAAAAGCAAGAAACUGAAUGGAUUGAAUGAUUUUGAUCCCUUUUUCUUAAUCGUAGUAUUUUGUAGUAAUUCUCGUAGGGGGCGUCUAAAUCAAUUUUAUCAGCGUAGAGGGGAGCAUUUGUUAUAUAAGAGGCGUUUAUUUGGAAGUGGGUAUCUAUGAGGUCAUUUACGGUAGCCAACUUAACAAUAGGGAGUUUAAGCAAAUCGCUACGGCGACCUCUACUACGACGGCCGGAAGUAAAAAAGCCCCGAAAUGACGCAGUGCGCAUGCUUGGAAAUGACCUUUCGCCGUAGCGCCAAAUCCUACGACGUGAAGAGUUGUCUUCUAACGUAGUCGCUACUACGUGAGUAUAAAAGUCGACUCUUCUCCUAUUUUUUACGAUCACUGGUUUUAAAAAGCUAUCAGAGAUUGUUUUUCACUUUCUCAAGAAAGUAUUCGAGGCUUCUGGUUUUCCAGUGAAUACGUUUUCCUUGCGUUUUCUCAGUUUGAGAUUUCGAUCCUCAAGCGAUUGUGCCAUGAGUUCUGCCGCGCCAUGGCCAUGGCCUCAGAAAAUUCGCCAGUACAAACAAAGGCUAGACGAAAACCGUAAUCACGACUGUUGCCAAUAAAGCUAAAUGUCACUGAAGGUUGUUUAAACAAGAAUAGAAUAGAAUAGAAUAGAAUAUCGAAAACGCUGAAUUUGCUGAUUUGUUGUUAAACGCGGUUCACAAGAAGAAACAUCACUAGCAGCUUACUCCGAUCUUCAUCUGUAGUUUUCUGUUUUGUGUACGAAUCGCCCUCUGAUGAUGUUUACUACCAAUAUUCUUCUUGGCAAACGAAAUUUUUAAAUUGGCCAUUUUCUUACUUGACCACCAUUGAAUUCUGUUGCUGAUAAAUUAUAGCGAAAGCAAGUGAGCAAGAACCGAGCUUGAAAUGUGGCGAGCUACGAGACGUACUCUCCCCAGGACACCGCAUCCGCGACAGCCGUAGUAGAGGUCGCCGCAAGAGGUCGCCGAAGCGAUUUGCUUAUCGUCGAAUCUAAGUCGCGUCGAAUAAAUUAAAAAUAGGUUCGACAAAGAGUCGACUUAAUUCCAGCGUGGUAACAAACGUCGAACCUGCGUCGAUCCUAUUUCACAAGCUGCACUUCAUUGAAACAAGCUAGGGAAUAAGCACUUUUCCUCGUGCUAUUCGCUCGAUGUGCGGCUAGUUACUGCUAGGACUUGCUGGCGAAAUGCCGAAAUACAGUGCUUGUCGGGUCUUUCUUUCUUUUACCGGCUGUCCAUCCCUCAACAGCAUUUAUUACAAAUAGGCAUUUAACAUCUCAAGCAUUUAUAUUCAGUGUUCAUGAAACAGGAAAAAGACAUUUCCAUCACGCUGUGCGAUGUCAGCAAUGACUUUCGAUAGCUCGCCAUUCCCGGUCGCGAAAUUGUCUUUGUAAAGCGCAUGCUCGUCAGGGGGGGAAAUAGCGUUUCGCAGAUGGGGGAGUCAGUAUUUUUGUGACGUUUGCGCAGUCCAUCACACAAGAAUAAAUUAUUUUGUAAUUUGCGUGAUUUAUGAAUUGAGUUCAGCGCGUUUUUAGAACGGCAUUUGCUGAAACGCCGAACCACUGUCGUAUUAUCCGACUUGUUAAGUCGAACUUAUGCUGGAGUCGAACCAAUUGAUUUGAGUCGAACAUAUUUGCGGCAAACGUCGCACCAUUUAUGCGCCUAUUUCAAAAUUAAUAGAUUCGACGAACUAAGUUCGACUAAGAUUCGACGUUUGCCCAGGCCUAACAAUCUGCCUCGCUGUGCGAUCCACGCGCGAUGCGAAUGUAGACAAUUUUCUUGUAACUUUCGUUACGCGAGGAAUGAGUCAUGAUAUUAUAUAACGAUAAAAUGUUAUUGUUACUCAAUGUCAACGUUUCAAAUUAUAUUAUCUGCAACAUUUAUUUAAGGCCCCGUUGACACAAAUCGGAAUAUAUUUGAAUCCGCAUAUUAAAUAUUAUCAUCGUUUGGAGUUUCCGUUUGCAUGAAACCAAUGAAUCCGCUGACCGCGAAACCGCAUCUUUUUGAAACUGCUCUCCCCAAUGUUUGUUUGCAGUGCAUCAUGGGAAUAGCUUAGUUUAUGCCUUUGCCGAGGUUUCUAUCGAACAAACAAUGACGCAAGACAGUUUUAAUAUUUUGUAUUCAAAUUUUUGUCCUCACAAAGCAACAAACAGGUUUGUUCUGAAUAGAUGUUUGUGCAGGUUUGAAUCUGUUUGGUUGAUGCCCAUCUCCCCAAUGAUAAUGUCUUGAUGUUUGAGUUGAUCCAUCCUUUUUUGGAAUAAUAGUACAGUAAACACCCGCAUAUAAGAACAAAUGGAUCGAGAACAUCAGGUUGAAAUUUGGUUCAUAAAGCACCGUAUAAGUAAGAACCAGUCAUCCUGAUAAAUAAAACAUGUCCUUAUGUAAUAACGGAGAGGAUGUCAGAAUAGAAAAGCAAUGUAACUGUAUGGUUGCUGCUAGACAAUUACAAAACUAUAACAGAUUUCUUGGCUGAAGAGUCAAUGGUGGCCCCGGUUGAGUUAAUAGCAUGACUGUAAGAAAUAUUUAAAAAAUGUUGAAACUGUUACAUUUCUACUCGUAAAUGUUAACGAGUUUACUACCUGACAGAUUUUUAUUUUAUUUAUUGAUUUACUGAUUUGUUUGCUUAAUUACUUAUUUAUUGGCAAUAAAAAUUAAAAUAUGCUAACUAAACCUCUGGUAACAUGUUAAGUGUAGUAUUUCUGAAACACUGUUUAAGAACACAUUAAGAACAUCUUCAGGCUGAUUUCUCACUAAGCACCUGAUAAACAAGUUAAAAAUCCUUUUCCUGUUAUAGGUCCCCGAUCCAAAAAAGGAAGGUGUCAGUGAAGUGAUGUCAUCGGAACCUGAACAUGAGUUAAUGAUUGAUACUACUUCACCUCCAGACGAGAUCACAAAGCGCGCUGUAGAGUGGAUAAAGUAUGUUCAUGGUAAAAAACGAGUCACUGAAAAAUCUGUUGGUAGUAUUGAACUGUGGGAUUUUGCUGGACAACAGCUGUACUAUGCAUCUCAUCCUGUAUUUUUAACAUCACGUGCAAUAUAUAUCUUGGUGUGCAACCUCAGCAAAUCAUUGCAUGACACUGCCCAACCCUGUGUGAGACAAGGAAAUCAUAAUUUCACAUUGGACAACCCAAAUGGGGAAACAAAUUUGGAGAAUCUGCUAUCUUGGCUGUCCACAGUGCAUAGCAUCACACAGAUGAGAGGACAAACUCAUGACGAUGCAGAAGGAAAGCUGCCUCAUUUGCGCCCCCCGGUUAUCAUUGUAGGUACCCAUGCUGACAAACCGUUUGAAGACAUUGCAACGGUGAAGUCAAAAAUACAGAAGGCAAUUGCUGGUAAGGACUAUGAAGGACAUGUGGUGCGGCCUAUCUUCAGCAUUGACAACAGUGCAAAAUUAAUUCAGAGAAGGUUGGAAAAGGUUUUGAGAAAAGAUAAAAACAUUGAUGACAUCCAAGAGCUAAGAGACAAAAUCAUGGAAGUGUUACGGCAGGAGCCAUACAUGAAGGAAAGGAUACCUGUGAGGUAAAUAAAGUGAAUAAUAGAACACAGAUGUCUUUUGACGAGAAUUUCCAUGUUAAUUAAGGGUUGAGGUUUGGCAGCAUUAAAACUAUAGUGGACAUAUGUACUUAUUAAAAACUGAAUCAUUGGAUAAUGCAAUUGUAGCAUUUUGAUUGGCUUAGCCGUUAUGGUAUAUGAGCUAUUAUACCAUGCUCUCCAUAUAAUGGUCGGUGUACGCGUCAGUUUAAAAUUGGAAGCUAGCUGAGAUUUUUUUUUCGCGAAGGAUAGAACGGUGCCCGAAGCAAAUUGUUUUAAUUCAUUUCUUAGAAUACUAGAAAUGCAAUUUCAUCGAAAGAAAAAAGACAAAAACACACAAAAAAGCCACAAGAAUUUGUUUGAAAGUUUGUCGAAAAACACAUAAAAACACAUGGAACUAAAGUACCUUGACCAGCUACGCAAGAAGACAAGUGUUGUUUCUUCAUGAGCCGAUCGAGUCACUCGCCGAUAGAUAACUGCGGCUUGUUUAUCCGACAUCUAGAAUAUUAAUCACAAGUAACUAGAUACAAACACAGGCUAUGCAGCCAUUCACAGUAUAGCUUCUUUUCUCGUUCAGCAAAACCAGCUUGUGGCUUCAAACAACUUCAUAACAAGCGACCGAGGUAACAGUUUUUCUCCGUUGUUGUUACUUUUAUAACUGCACCGAAAAUCCAAAUUCACAGUAAUUUCGACGGCUGUCACUUAAAAUUUUCCUUCACAUUAUCUGCCAGGUUUUUUUAGCUGUUCUGCUGUGUAAAAUCCUAGAAUCCCGAUGAGUUUUUAAAAAACUAAUGUUCAUCGCUACAAUGAUUCAUUCAUGCAGUCCAGGCGAAUCCGUUCACGCGUUGACAGUUUUGAUAGACGUGUGACAUGUGAAUAGCGGAAGUCCCUUGUCUUUUCCGGUUUGUUCUAGUCGGGGAGAUUCAACGAGAUUUUGUGGGCGUUUUUAAUAAAACAAUUAUUCCACUCGCGCUUGUUGGAUAUGAAAUGAUUAUAGCCAACUCGGCGCUACGCGCCUCGUUGGCUAUCUAUCAUCUCAUAUCCAACGCGCCCUCGUGGAAUAAUUGUUAAAUAUACACUGUGGGCCUUUGUCCAGUCCAUAUAGCAUUUUGCUUGCAUAUCCAAAGAGGUUUAUGUUUUACCAGUAAAUACCGUAUUUAUUCGAAUAAGCGCCCAACCUCGAAUUAGCGCCCACCUCGAAUAAGCGCCCAUCCUAAAGGCCGAAAAAGUUAAUAAGCGCCCAGCCUCGAAUAAGCGCCCACCCCCUCCUCCUCCCAAUCAAACCCAAAUAAGCGCUCACCCCCACCCCACCCACUUCAGUGAAUAAAUUCUAAUCAGAGACUUCCCCGAGGACGGAGUUUUCUUCAGAGUAUUUUACAGAAACCUUGCUUUGUUACUUCUUCGCGUUUUGUUAUUAGCAUUAAACAUACUUCACUUGAUUAAAAUGGUGAAAAUUUAAUAAGCGCCCAGCCUCGAAUAAGCGCCCACCUCUAAUAAGCGCCCACUCUCAAGGUCCAAAAAUUUAAUAAGCGCCCAGGGCGGUUAAUCGAAUAAAUACGGUAGUUGGCUACAUGGGGAUGCAAAAUCCUCGUAUAAGAUAACUAAAGGCUGCCGGCACAUCGUAAGUCAGUGACUUAGGUUGAACGGCAGUCUAAAGACUUUGUCAGUAAUAGGAAAAACUAAACACGUGAAACAAGCGAACGCAGAAAUAUUGUAUACGUCACUCAAAAGCGUCUUUCUUUAAGCUUCCUAAUAUGUGAUGCAGGCCCUCUCUUUUAACGUGUAAUUUAUUCCAAUGCAUUAGUUUACCUAAGAACAAAAGGAAAUGAAAUUUAAACCAAGGAUAAAUAUGAACCACAGAGUCACCCUAUAUCACAACGUUGGCUUACCUUGAAGGAAAUCGACAAAGGAAGGGUUUGAUGGGAGGCGGCUUUCCAGAACAUUUAUAAUAAUAAUAAUAAUAAUUUAUUAUUUGUAAGGCGCAAAAUAAUAUUUAAAUAUGAUCUUUCGGGGGUCGUUACUAUGGCGGAGCCAAAAGCGUGAUAUAAAAAACUGGUAGAGACAACAUUUUAUUUCCAAACAAAAGGGCGAAAAGUCGCUAAAAAAUAAAAAUCGUCAAGUUUCUCCUCGCUGGUAUGUGGGUGGCUUCUUCUUGUGUAAACCGUGUUGUCAGUGAUUUUUAAACUCUUAACCUUUUUUCAAGAUGCAAUAGAAAAAAAGGAAUCACUUUUUGUCCUCCUUGAGGCCAUACACUUUCAGGCUCACUUCUGCUUUGUACGGCAUGUAAUCUGUAUUUUAUUUUAUAGCAAUGGUUAGUUCUCGAUCUUAUCAGUUUAUUUUAUAGCAUCUCCUUUGCCACCGUUUGUCUCUUUUUUCAUAUUUAUCCCCGAUUGUUUGCGUUGAAUAAUCGUUGAAAGCUUGGGAAAUGCAGCCGCAGACUUUAUUUAAUCUUGCAUUUGACUGUUAGUAAUGAUCUCCCUUGACACAUGAACAUUCAAACAGUUCUCUGUUUUUUUCGGGGGGAGAUUGGGGUGAAGUGGGGUUGCUAUUUUUGGGAUUCCUUAGCAUUAAUUAUCAUGUUUUUUAGCGGUACCUUCGGGACUUAUAAGUGGCCACAUUUUUUGACGUUACAUUCGGGGUCCGUUACUUUCGGAAUUUUACUUAAGGUGGCCACAAUAAAUUACGUGAGCCCUAAUGCCUAAAUGGUCGCCACUCAAAACGUCAGGACUUGUAGAAUUUAUAUUUGAACCUCUCCACAACGGUCACCUUGGGGACAGAAGAAAGUGGCCGUUGUAGAGAGGUUUAAACAAGAGUCAAUGUAUGGACUGCCGCCAAAAAAAGUGGCCAUUGUAGAGAGGUGGCCGUUAGUAGAGGUUCGACUGUAGUUAACUUCUGUGGUUAUGUUAUAUCUACCUGUUUUAGAUUGCGCGCAAACUUCUGCACAUGAAUCGCUUCAAGCCACAAAAACUGCCCGAUGACACGAAUACUUUUCAUUCAUCUUUUUAUAAUCUAGGUGGCUGAACUUUGAGAAGGUCCUCAAUGCUUUGCUGUCCAAGAAAGUUUACCAUUUGAACUUGAGGGAACUUCAAACCUAUGUAAGGGACAAGUGUUUUAUAAAUGACGAGGAAGAUUUCACUACCAUGGUGGAUUUCUACCUUGACCUGGGGAUAAUUAUCAAGCAUUGCAGCACAGUCAUUCUGAGCGCAGAGUGGUUGAUAGACCUAUUCAAGCAACUGAUAAUCAUUCCACCAUUUGAUGAAACGGUAAGGUCCGAAAUACGUUCGUUAAGUGUUUUCAAACCAUUGCAGCAGCUUUCUCUUCUAGCUCUUUAUAUUUAUUUAUUUAUUUAUUUGACAUACAACAGUAAAAUUACAACAACAAAAAUGUAAGAUAAGUAGCAAAAGAGACGUGGCGAGGAGACCUAAGAGAAACUAUAAAAAGCCUCCUCGAAUUACGGGCUUUUUGGUAACUUUGUUGUCAAAUAAACUAAAAAAAACUUUGGAUAUUGAAAAAGGAAAUUUCUUAGUGUUUGUUCGACAAUAGGGUAGACGGUACGAUUGACCUGCACCCAUCCAAACCUCUUAUUUCAUUCAGGGUCCCUAUAACCUGCACUACCUAUUGUUUUCAGGGAUAGGGGCAUUGUUUUGUCACCAUCUCUAUUGAUUUCCCAGCCAAUCACAAACCUUGUUUGGAAUAGGUGCAGGUCGGCCUAGACGGUACGCCUAGGAAUUUCUAGUAUUGUUACAAGACCGGUACUGAUAUUGUUUAGGAAAAAUUGGUAUGUAACAUGAAUAUAAUUAUUUGUAUUGUCGGCAAAAAAAAUAUAAAAUUUAAUAAACUAGAAGCAUUGUUAAGACACAACAACAAAAUUUUUAACGAACGACGGCCAUUUAAUUCAAUAUAUUGCAUUCUACUUGCAAAACAACUUCUUAUUCAGUCCAGUGCUAAAACACGAUUACCGCGGAUGUUCGAGUUUAUAAAAAGUAUUGGCAUAAUAUACGGCGUCAACUCUAUUUGAGAGGUCACGGAAAAUAAAGAUAUCUUCUAAAGAACCUUAUAGUCACUCUACAUUUUAUUUCUCAGGAACCUAAGGUUUCCAAACUCUGGCAGGAAGUUAAAGAAAGUGGUGUCCUCAGCAUGGAACUGCUUCAUCAUGUGUUUUCUAAGUUUCUUCUGAAGGGUGCUGCAAAGGAUGACAUUCUGGACCUGAUGGAACAAUUUGGUUUGAUUGCAAAGUUUUCACCUUCUAAAACUGAUGAAAAGUAUUUUGUGCCAUGCCAGCUCAGAAUGCCACCUGAUUCCAUUUGUGCCAUGGUACCUUCAAGCUCAGACCCUUGUCCUCUUUAUGUUUACUUUGUUACUGGUUUUGUCCCUCAUGGCCUGUUCACACGGCUUGUUUCUCGAUUGGUCAGGUGGUGUUCUGAGGUUGGUCCUGCUCAGCCCCCUACCCUGUAUCAAAAUGGAGCAUGGUUCGUCAUUGGAAGGAAAAUUGUCCAUGAUUUAGUUCUUAUUUGUAAGAAGCAGUUCAUAAAGUUUUUCGUCAAGCAAAAAAUCCAGCGUCAGAAGAUUUCAGUGGAGGACACAUGUGAGGUAGCGGUGCAGGUGCGUGAGUUUGUGGAGGCAACUCUACAAACCUUGUCACAUGAUCUUCUGUAUUUGCGUGGAGUGCAGUACGAGAUUCGGGUGGCCUGCCCAUACUGUCAGCUGGAAAAGUGCUCAGGCCAUAAUCAGAUGGGUUGUACACAUGACGACUGUUUUCACCUCCUGGAGUUAAAACAAGGUGACCCACUGAUUUGUAAAAAGAAACCUUCAGAGGAGUUACUUACGGUUAGAGGACAGGAAAAGUGGUUCUCACAGGUGCCAAGUGAGGUAGGUAGUAAUAACAUUCAGUCUCUAGUAAAUAAUACUGUUAGGUUAGCGCUUCAUUUUUAUAAACUAAAAGAGAAUCAGACUAUAGGGGAAGUUACAUACCCUCAAGUAUUAUGUUAUUAGAUGUGUAGUCGUCUAUCAAUUUUUUCAGCUCCAACGUAAUCUUUUCAUGUAAGUUAUAAGAUUACAGGAUGAUGCAUAGUUUAUACCUCUUAUGUGGCCUCGCACAUGAAUCUCCGUAGGAAAAAGAGGAGAGAGGAAAUAACUAGAAGAAAUAAAGUAAAAUUAAGUGAGGUCAUAAGUUCAAUUGGUUAGGGGCACCCAACGUCAAUUUUCGGAAAAUAUCUGUUCGGAAGACGAUUUGAAUUUUCGAAACAUUUGUUGUAAAAUUUGUUGCUUGCCAGACUCUCCUAGGAUUUUCGAACAUCUAAAAAAUGGUAUAAUUGCCCAUUUUAACGGAUUUUUACCCUAAAAAUGUCACCUAGAAUUUUCGGAAGCCCUUUUUUCUGGCUGAAAUUUUCGAAAAGGUAAGUUUUGAUCCCCAUAAUUUUCUGAUCACCAGAAUUUCAGCUAGGAAAUCCGAACAGAUGAAAAAUUUUUAGGAGAUAAAAAUAUGCCUAUAUCUACCGUUUAAGUACUAAAAUACGUUUGACAGUGCUAUGUUUGAGUGGUUUUGAACUAUAUUCUCGUUGGAUGCCCCUGAUUGGUACCAUAUAAUGACUAAAAUGCUGAUACUAGAAGCUCUUAGCAUUUGGCUCUGACGAAUAAUAAUGAUAAUUAUCAAUGAUCCUCUUCACUUGUUGGACUAUUCAGGGUUAAUGAAACAAAUAAUUUAAAAGAAACAUAACAUGGUUAAAAAUCCCAACUGGUUGGAGGCAAACCAGUUGUCUAUUUACAAGCAUGACCGAGGAUUUGAGCUCGGGAGUGCCAAGAACAAAUCCAGCAAGCGGUAAGGGCAGGAUUUAAACUCGGGGCCUCCGAAUUACAUUCAGCUCCCUUCGUAGCGGACACUGUAGGGUCCUCGAAUUCGUGUCCUCAUUAGCGAGAGUCCGUAAUAGCGGGAGUUUAUUUCAGUCAAACGUCUGUAAUUUGUUUUUGCCGGAGAUUUAGCUACUGUCCGUUUUAUCGGAGUGUCAGUUAUAGCGGGGUGUCCGCAAGGCGAGAGUUGACUGUACAAGUCCAGCACCCUAACCAGUCGAUCACCAAAAUUCUUUAAAACAAUGGUUAGUUUUCAAACUUCAGCCUUUGAAUCUCGCCACAGAUGGAAAUUGGCCUCAUCGACUUUGUUCUUCAAUGAAUUUGUGUCUCGUACAGUACCUGUAGUAAUCUUAAUCUUGUGCGUGCAUUGCUUUGCUGUCGAAACUUCGCAUCAUCAUUGUCAUAUUAUGCAGCACAAAGGUUUCAAAUUUCACGUGACUUAUGUAAUGGAUCUUUUUCAAGACACUAUUAUUGGCCUGCUGGCGUAGGAGUUGGUAUUUAUGACUUCGUUUAAUCUGAGGUCGCGUUUUCUUCUUAACAUGCUUUUUAUUAGCUGUUUUUGCCAUCUUUAAUUUGUUGAUAUCAUGUUGUGCAAACUUUUGAUCGAAAUGUCAAUUGUAGGAACUCAGACAGAAUUCUUAUUCACUAUUUGCACGUAGCUCAUAAUACACCUUGUUCCACCCAAAAAAUAUUGCAUAACCACUGUCUUCGAUUUCUCUUGGGACGACUGUAAUACUCCAGGAGAAAUUGGAAAGAAUGGUUAUGCAAAGUUUUUUGAGGGAAGAUAGGGGGGGGUGGGGUAUGUAGGGGGCAAACAGGAUGCAUUAUGGUAUAUGUGAAAAUGGUCAAUUCUAAAAUGCGCGUUUUGCUUCCUCUACAGGAAGUGUGUACACCAUCACUUGAUAUUGAUCAGAGUCAUCCAGGGCGUUCAAUCUUGAAAGUUGCUCUUCUGGCUAAUGAGUGGGGGUCAUCUAAGGGUGGCUUGUCAACCAUCAACAGAACACUUGCCAUACAUUUGGCAAAACACGCAAACGUCGAGGUCACAAUUCUUGUGCCUGAAUUCGAGUGUGGCGAAGAAGACAAGAGAACUGCCAGAGGCCUCAACAUUGUCAUUAAGGAAGUACAGCGUCUCCCAGGCUUCAGUGAUCCUCUUGACUGGUUGAGCUUUCCACCAAAGGACCUUGACAUUCAAGUUGUCGUUGGUCAUGGUGCAAAACUCGGUAGACAAGCACAAAUUAUCAGAAAGUCUCAUUUUUGCAAGUGGAUGCAGGUUGUGCACACUGAACCUGAAGAGCUGGCAAUGUAUAAGAACUAUGCUAAUGCCAUUGCCAAAGGGGAAGGAAAGAACAGAGCUGAAGUUGAAUUGUGCCAAAUUGCAGAUCUCGUUGUGGCUGUUGGACCCAAACUGGGGGAAGCUUUUUCAUCUAAACUUUGUUCUUUUCAUCGAGAUAUCUUUCAGUUUAUACCAGGUUCCUUUGCAGAGUUUUCAGAGACUCAACAUGCUAAACAAGAUAGGGCGAAUUUUAAAGUGUUAACCUUUGGCCGAGGCGAUUUUGAAGACUUCAGUCUCAAAGGAUAUGACAUUGCUGCUAAAACCAUUGUUGAGCUGCAGGAUAGUUCUUACCGUCUACUGUUUGUUGGGGCUCCUGAUGGAAAGCAAGAUAAAGUCGCAAAAAUCUUACUUCAGACUGGCAUUUCAAAGAACCAGCUGACUGUCAGAUCAUUUGUACAAAACAAGGAAAGAUUGAAAGAGUUGUUUUGCGAAGUUGAUGUGGCCAUCAUGCCUUCAAGAACUGAAGGAUUUGGGCUGACAGCACUGGAAGCGAUGUCAGCUGGUCUUCCCAUUCUGGUUAGUGGAAACUCCGGAUUUGGAGAAACACUGCGUGGUCUUACUGAGGGCAAGUCAGUUGUGAUCGAUUCUGAUGACCCCAAGGAAUGGGCAAAGGCAAUUGAUGCUAUCCGUCAAAAACCUAGGAUACAACGGCUUGAGGAAAUCCGACGACUGCGAGAAGUUUAUGAAGAGAAGUUCAGUUGGAUAAGACAGUGCCAGCUGCUUGUUGAAAAGAUGUGGAAGAUGGUUUACGGUGAGUAAUCAAACUUAAAUUAACUAAUAAACUGUGUAGUUUUCAAAUUCGUGCGGUUUUAUGUUUGGACUGACUGGCGGGCACCAAAUGGCAACACACCUCUUCAUUUAAAAUGUCAUCCCAAGAUACAUGGUGGUCGGCUGCGAGGCCACACACUUGUCCAUUAAAUUGACGUUCUGGGGAGUAGGACGUUACAUUGUCACCUUACUCCUGUGUGGGUGUAAGACUUGGGAGGUCUCCUGCUGUUAUAUCAAGCAACAGCAGAACACAAAUCUCAAUCCACCUUAGGCAACCGAUAGCAAGACAAAGUCACCACGCUUUUACUUUCAUGAAGCGGACAUCAUCAAAGUGAACUAGUCUAAGAUACAAAUACUUAUCAUUAAGUGGAUUUUGCGUAUAAGAACAUAGAGUACAUUAUACAUCAUGUCAUAACUUGGGAGAACUCAUUUGUUGCCAAACUGUUGGUAAUCGAUGUUAAGACUUCGUAAUGCCUCUUCUAGGUAGCGCCGUGAACAUUGGCAUGCGGUUAAGUUAAGGUUUGUUUCCUUCACAAAUUUAAAGCUUAUUGCAGCACGUAGUUGCUAGAAUAGAGUUCGUAUCAGUGAAGUUACCUUUCUGUAAAAACCGUUGGUUGAACAAGUAAAAAGUGUCCGUUAUAGGGUUGAAUUUAGAGACACUCAUUUUUAGGACCCAUAAUAAUGAGGUGUCUGUAAAGUGGGUCUCGACUGUAAUUGGUUACCCGUUUUGAACAGUACGCUCGUUACUCCAAUGUCAAAUUUAUUUUGAAAGAAAAGUGACAUCAGUUUUACCCUGAUUUUUUCUUUACACCAAUGUAAUUGUAAGGAAAUGAUCUUUCAUGAUAUUGUUGUUGGAUCAGAGACGUAAUAAGGUGGCUUGAAACCUGAAUGAAACCCUCUGGUAUUUGUAAGCACCACACCUUCACAGGGAACAUUUUUGACUUACUUCUGCUCUUUACAGGUGAUUUCACAUUCCAUACACUUCAGCAGAUCAAGCUAGACUCACGCAGAGAGACCAGCAAAUCUGAGCUGUCGCGGAACUUAAAGAGGACUGCUCAAGAGAAAGGCUUUGUGAUUUCUGACAAUCAAGGAGAGGGCAACUGCAUGUUUUUUGCCCUUUCAGAACAGCUUGAUGUCGUAAAAGGAAUGAGGAUAUCUCAUGAAGAGAUACGGCAAACCGUGGUUCAUUAUCUUAUGGACCACCCUACGCUGGUAAGUCGUAGCACUAACUUAGCUUUCUUAACGGUAUUUUACAACUUACAUGAACACGAUGACAUUGUGAGCCGAUGUUGUGACUAUUUUAGCUGCCCCCUCCCCCUUACAACAUUGAUAUGAGAUACAGUGAUCAAAAUAAAGUGUUUAAGUUUUGUCACAACAUCGUCAGCAACACUUCUUUUGUUCUGGAGAAGUAUACGCUUUUCUCUUACAGCAAAUAUUGUACUCGUGCAUCCUUAGUGAGACUUUUUUGUUUGUUUGAUCCGCAUAGUUACUAAUGAAAAUUUUGUGGCUUUUAGAACGAUAGUAAUGAGCUGUAUGACACAAGAGUAGAACAAAGAAACAAUUUGACCCAGACAGGAUUCGAACGCGUGUUCCACAAUAUUGAAUGAUUUCUCAUGCAUCCUGUUUUAUGAGAAUGGAAAAUGAAUCUUCUCUCAGC